Molecule: messenger RNA, 444 nt
Organism: Microthlaspi erraticum
Lineage: Eukaryota; Viridiplantae; Streptophyta; Magnoliopsida; Brassicales; Brassicaceae
Source: the annotation of a GenBank genome assembly
AUGGAUAACAACUUACUUACAGGGAAGAUCGGAGUUGGUUUGCGUCCCUUGGUUUAUUUGUCAACACUAGAUAUAUCCAACCUCAGAUCUCUUGCUGUCUUUGACGUGUCUUACAACAAUUUAUCAGGAACCAUUCCCCAGGGAGGGCAGUUUCAUACGUUUACCGAGAACAGCUACUUAGGAAAUCCUCUUCUAUGUGGACCACCGACCAAUAAAAGUUGUGAAGCUAAGAAGAAUUCUGAGGAAGCAGAUAAUGGAGGAGGAGAAGCUGGUGACGAUGAAGCUGUUGUUGACAUGGUGGUUUUCUAUUGGAGUACUGCUUCAACUUGUGUGCUUGCGCUGACAGGGGUUCUUGUACUUAUGUGCUUUGAUUGUCCAUGGCGUGAAGCAUGGCUCCACCUUGUCGAUGCCUUCAUUGCCUCUGCAAAAAGUAUCUUGUCUUAA